Molecule: messenger RNA, 2222 nt
Organism: Daphnia carinata
Lineage: Eukaryota; Metazoa; Arthropoda; Branchiopoda; Diplostraca; Daphniidae
Product: cyclin-dependent kinase-like 4
Biological process (GO): protein phosphorylation
Cellular component (GO): nucleus
Molecular function (GO): ATP binding; cyclin-dependent protein serine/threonine kinase activity
Source: RefSeq, a predicted model, not a curated record
ACUGAGUCGUUGUGGCGAGCACAUCGAUGCUAACCGACUGUUUCAAACUUGGUUUUUUUCAACGAGAGAAAUUGCAAGCGUUGAAAAUCAAUUUGUGACGUUGUUCGAAUUGCCUGAGUCAUGGAACGAUGGUUGGCUGAAUCUCGAUUUUGGAUGGCCGGUAACAAUCGCACGUUCGUCGUCAGCAAUUCACGGUCGCGGGCUCCGUCGUCGCACUUUAUGGAGCGAUACGAGAAGAUCUGCCGGAUGGGCGAAGGCUCCUACGGCGUCGUCUACAAGUGCCGAAACCGCGAAACGGGCCAAAUCGUCGCCAUCAAGAAGUUUGUCGAGUCGGAAGAAGAUCCGCUCAUCAAGAAGAUCGCCCUCAGAGAAAUACGCAUGCUCAAGCAAUUGAAGCACCCAAACUUGGUGAAUUUGAUCGAGGUUUUCCGGCGCAAAAAGAAACUCCAUCUCGUCUUUGAAUACUGCGACCUCACUGUGCUCAACGAACUGGAAAAACAUCCGAGAGGAGUGCCGGAAGUGUUGACGAAGCGGAUCAUCUGGCAGACAUUGCAGGCCGUCGGAUAUUGCCACGCCCACAAUUGCAUCCACCGCGACGUCAAACCGGAAAACAUCCUCCUCACCAAGGAAGGCGUGGUGAAGCUCUGCGAUUUCGGCUUUGCCCGGCUUCUCAAUCCGGGAGAGAAUUACACCGAUUACGUGGCCACACGAUGGUAUAGGGCACCGGAAUUAUUGGUCGGAGACACCCAAUACGGUCCCGGUGUAGAUGUUUGGGCUAUCGGUUGCGUCUUUGCCGAGUUGGUUAGAGGCGAGGCCUUGUGGCCGGGCAAGUCUGACGUCGACCAACUUUUCCUCAUCCGGAAAACAUUAGGUGAUUUAAUUCCGCGCCACAUGAAAGUAUUCAAGAACAACGAAUUCUUCGCCGGUCUGUCCAUCCCCGAACCGGACGUCAGAGAAUCGAUCGAGUCCAAGAUGCCGCGCGAUUUCUCCGUCGACGGAAUGGACUUCCUCAAGAAAUGUUUGGAUCGAGAUCCGUCGAAGCGGUACACCUGCGAUCAGCUGCUCCGUCAUCCCUACUUUGCCAACUUCAAUUUCCGACUGCCAGAAUCCGAAUUGGAAGAGUACGAGCGGCUCAGGAGAUUGAGAUCGCGUUCACGGAAUUUUCAGUAUGCGGGUAAUCAUAUGCUGCCACAGUUGCCUGGACACGGUGUAGCGAGCAGCCUGAACUACGUCGGCGGAGGUUACAGCACGAGCAACACGAGCACGAGCUCCAACAAUUUCGUCGGUAAUAGUCCACCAUCUAUGCAAAUCAGCCAAGCACCGAGAAUGGUCCGCCGUUAUGACCAUUUGCCAUCCAUUUGAGGAGCCGGUCAAGGGGUGCGGCAACAUCAUCCAGUUGCGGCGCAGCAGCCAACACACGGCAGCAGCAGACGGACAGCAGCGCAUCCGACGGAGAGUAGCAGCAACACGAGCGGUAGUGUCAUCCUUGCUGGACAUCAUAAUCAUGGCAAGACGAAGAAUAAAGCCGAGCAGCAUCAUUAUCACAAAAGUACUACGACUAAUUGUACGAUUCGUACGCCGUUUGCGUCUAGCACCAGUUAUGCGGUGGCACAUCAUCAUCAGCUAACGGUCCCAAUAAAAACGAAAGGACCGAGGCGUUCAUUGGCUGCCGGAACAUUGCCAUCCACAGCAACGCCAUUAUUGUCCACAAAUAUAAGAUGAACAAAGUCUAUCGACCAGACUUAUCACACGAUAAUCGACUGAAUGCAUUCUUAUAUACGUUUAAGUUUUUCUUAUCUAACGUUAAAGGCAAUAUGGGAAGUCAUGUGUUAUUUAAAGAUGCCUUUUUCUUUUCCCCCAGCUGUUCCCUUAAGAAAAAGACACCUGACCCUUUCUGGAUGGGUAUCCAUUAUUUAUUUUUCAUUUUCUUUUUUUCUGAUUGAAUAGAAUAGGGAAGUGGAGAGAAAAAACAAGUAGAUGGGGAAAAAUUGAUAUGGAAAUUGACGGCUGCAGUAUCGGAGCUGCUGGUUGAUGUGCGUGCUGCUCGUGAUUGGCUUUGACGUUGCGUGUGAUGAUCAUUGUAUGUGUUUCUCUAAAACCCUGGCGGCCCUUUUUUUCUUAUAUUCCCCUCAUUUUCGUUAUGUCUAUAAGAAUCGUGUGUUUGCUGUCUAUACGAUCGCUCUUUUGUUUCGUUCGCUAUACACAUCAAUAUUAAACCGGCA